UUUUUUUGAUGUUGAAAUUGUGAUUUUCUGUUACAAUGAAAAACAAUGUAUAUAUAAAAAUAAACAGGUUAACAUUUGUUUGCUUCAAUUUUUUUUUAAAUAAUGCUCAAAAUUUAUAAUUUAUUAGAAACUCCCCGGAGGACCCGUACCAGGUUGAAGAAGAUAAACCAUCCCUUAAACAAAGUCAACCUACAUACAAGAGAAAAUUAAGUGAAUAAGAAGACUCACUAAUUCUUUUGAGAAGGUAAAUUUAUUUAAUCUCUACUCUUAUUCUAAAAAAAAUAUAAGAAUACCCCCACUCCACCACAUACUAUUAAAAUCUUUUAAAUUGUAAACAUAAACAUUUUUUACUUUUUUUUUUGUUUUGAAAAUCUUUUCAUAGGAAAAUGAAGAAAGAAAACAGCCCUGAGAGUGAGGGGUUCUCGCAGCAGACGAAAGAGGAGCAUCCACUGCUGAAAACAUUCAGAGAAGACAACCCAGGGAAAUAUACAACGUUUGAAAAACGUAUCCGGUCAACGUUUACCCUCACGACACCAGUAUGUAACACGUUGACUGUUAGCCAUAAACCUGCGUCGACAGAGUCAGGAGAGUUCAACCCACCAGUGCCUAUAAAAUCCCAGGGAUACAGUCCCUCAUCUCCGGAUUACAGUCCCUCAUCUCCGAAUUACAGUCCCGUAUCUCCGGAUUACAGUCCGGUAUCUCCGGAUUACAGUACAGCAUCGACACCAGUGCUAAUAAAGUCGGAACCUACAUGUACAGUCACCCCAAUGAUGACUCUGACAACAACACCCCAGGCCCCCCUUCCGUCAUUCGCCGGAUAUAGUCAGGUAUCUUCGGAAUACAGUCCGGCAUCGACAACAGUGCUAAUAAAGUCGGAACCUACAGUCACCCCAAUGAUGACUCCGACAACAACACCCCAGGCCCCCCUUCCGUCAUUCGCCGGAUAUAGUCAGGUAUCUUCGGAAAACAGUCCAGCAUCGCCACCAGUGCUACUAAAGUCGGAACCUACAGUCAACCAAAUGAUGACUCGGAUAACAACCCCCCACAAUCAACACCGAGUCUCUCUCCAGUUGUAGCACCAGGGUUUUGGAUGCCACUUAACAAUUACCCUCUCAAAGAGGAGCUCAACGCUUUAAACGAAUUGGUAGAUAACGUCCGUGUGGACCUUCUCCAAACGUCAAUGGUGGUACAUUAUAUUCAAGAUUUCAUGAAAAAAUUUCAGUGACAUUUUUUAAGAGGAAAGGGUUAAACUAAAUGUCCAUCUGCUUAAUUUACAUGAUCAUUAUAUGUGUUCUUUUUUUUUUUAAACUCUAUCCAAGUAUUUGUUCAUUUUCAAGUAUGCAACUAUGUCUUAAAUGUUUUUUCCUUCUUUCUUAAUGAUUGGUAUGAUGAUGUGUUCAGAUUAUCUAUUUGUUGUGAAACUCGCAAUAAAUUUUAUAGUCAUAUAAAAUUUCUUUCUUUUUAAUGAAAUAGAGUAACAUUACAACAUGUACUUACUACUAUGGGAGAUUGAUCUGCAACGUUCAAACAGAAAAUUCUGACUAAAAGAAAUACU
This is a messenger RNA of Saccostrea echinata, 1555 nucleotides long. Its product is annotated as DNA-directed RNA polymerase II subunit RPB1-like. Gene Ontology annotation, biological process: transcription by RNA polymerase II. The coding region runs from base 387 to 1076 and encodes 229 amino acids. NCBI's taxonomy places the organism in Eukaryota, Metazoa, Mollusca, Bivalvia, Ostreida, Ostreidae. The transcript has 2 exons. The record is from RefSeq and is a predicted model, not a curated record. Gene Ontology annotation, molecular function: DNA binding.